GAGACCUUGAUUCGGCUUGAACGAACUGAGCCUGAGGAAGAUCUGUCAUAGCCUGCAGAAAUGGCGUUGAAUCUUCUUCGAGGUGCUGCACGCUCCUCUGCCCGUUUGGGCAUGAUGCGAUCUGCUGGAGCCAGUGUGAGAACAUACUAUGAUCCUCGCUUUCCCUUCGUUCACCCAGAGAACCCGAAAAGCGCAGUAGAUGUUGCGUUUGUACAUGACUUCCCUGACCGAACGGUGAUGUGCAUUUUGGACACAAACUGGGAGAAGCUUCCUUCAUCAGAGCAGGAGAAGGUCAAGCCUAUGUUGGAUGACGGUCGUCUGUAUAUCCUGAGAGAUGACGUAUACAACUACAAACCUCUGCCUCGUCACUUCUUCCCCGGCUUUGUUGCGUUGCAACUGCUCGCCUGUUUCGUCAUAAUGUUUGGUUUCCCUCUGUACGUCGUCAAGCACUUUGACAAGCACAGGGUGCCCAAUGACAUGGAAUAAUCUAGUCCUCUAUGUAGCCGCUGUGCAAGGUAUGCUGUGUUCUUUUUCGCUGUUACAUGCAUGUCGCUGUUGUUGUCAAUGAAUAAUUUAUCAUUCAAGUAGCUGGUAUACUGUGUUGCUUUUGCCUUUUUUUGCACAUGGGAUGUGGCACACGUACGUAAGCCUUGUGGAACUCUUGACUAGGUGCUUCUGUUCAAAGAGAAUGAUCUUCUCACUACUCGAGCAUUUGAAUAAUUAUCUUCAGCAGAGUGAGCACAAGCUCUGCGCCUGUUA
This is a messenger RNA of Sycon ciliatum, 759 nucleotides long. RefSeq lists its product as uncharacterized. NCBI's taxonomy places the organism in Eukaryota, Metazoa, Porifera, Calcarea, Leucosolenida, Sycettidae. The record is from RefSeq and is a predicted model, not a curated record. The coding region runs from base 61 to 486 and encodes 141 amino acids. The transcript is spliced from 2 exons.